Messenger RNA from Eleginops maclovinus (Patagonian blennie), 4685 nucleotides. RefSeq names its product zinc finger, MYND-type containing 8 (gene zmynd8). The transcript is spliced from 21 exons. NCBI's taxonomy places the organism in Eukaryota, Metazoa, Chordata, Actinopteri, Perciformes, Eleginopidae. Gene Ontology annotation, biological process: regulation of DNA-templated transcription. The coding region runs from base 486 to 4148 and encodes 1220 amino acids. Gene Ontology annotation, molecular function: transcription corepressor activity; protein binding. The record is from RefSeq and is a predicted model, not a curated record. Gene Ontology annotation, cellular component: nucleus; cytoplasm.
AACAGAUACACUGGCUGAGAGCACAGUGAGGGAGGGAAUCUGAUCCUCUCCCUGUCAAGCCUUUAGAGCGGCAUCCUGAUGCAUGUGUGGCUGCUAUAUGUCCGUAUGGGCUGUAAAGGCAGCGGGAAACUGGGUUUUGAGGAGGUUUUUUAGCAGGAGCAGUCCUCUCUGCAUUGCAGCACUGAGGCUGAGGAGAGCGGGGAGAAGGGAGCCCGUGUGGCACACCGAGACGAGCACCCAAUCAGGCGCCUCCGUGUGGCGCUCAAGCCAAUCGGCAGCCUGCAGCUGAGGUUAAAGAUUGACAAUUGCAGGAGAGAGCAGCAGGGAGAGAAGGCCUUCUGGGAAACCUGGACCCAUCUUUUCCCUCAUCCCCCCAACGCCCUGAAUAAUUGAAAAAGAUUAAAGAAUAGGCUGAAGAAUCUGUGUGAGUAAGGAAAAAAAGUGUGGCAGAGGAAGAGGAGAAAACAGAAAUUAAAUCAGAAGAAAUGGAGAUUUCCACACGAUCCAAAGUUUCAGACACAGGAUCAGCAGAACGGGUGACCCACAAACGAAAGAUGUCGAGUCCCUCUCACUCAUCCAACGGUCACUCUUCUGCUGAAACCUCCCCCUGCCCCACCAAAAAGAAGAAGAAACCUGGGGCUGUGAGCGGCAGCAAAGAACAGUCAGAACUAAGACACGGUCCCUUUUACUAUGUGAAGCAGCCAGCACUCACCUCAGACCCUGUUGAUGUUGUACCGCAGGACGGCAGGAAUGACUUCUACUGCUGGCUGUGCCACCGCGAGGGCCAGGUGCUCUGCUGUGAGCUCUGCCCCAGGGUGUACCACGCCAAGUGCCUCAAACUACCCGCAGAGCCAGAGGGGGACUGGUUCUGUCCGGAGUGUGAGAAAAUUACAGUUGCUGAGUGUAUAGAGACUCAGAGCAAAGCCAUGAUGAUGCUCACUAUAGAGCAGCUGUCAUACCUACUAAAGUUUGCCCUUCAGAAGAUGAAGCAGCCAGGUCUGGUGGUGAGGAUACAGCUGCCCCCUCUCACUCUCUUUCAGGAUCAUCCCCGCUUGUCAUCUCGCACCCCCCAUGCAGCUUCCACGCAGAGAAAGACUUUUAAUUGGACUGAACCCUUCCAGAAACCUGUCUCUCUUGAACAACAUCCCGAUUACGCCGAGUACAUUUUUCACCCUAUGGAUCUUUGCACUCUUGAGAAGAAUAUUAAAAAGAAAAUGUAUGGCUGCACAGAGGCCUUCUUGGCAGAUGCAAAAUGGAUUUUGCACAACUGUAUUAUAUACAAUGGAGGCAAUCACAAACUCACGGCUACAGCUAAAGUUAUCGUAAAAAUCUGUGAACACGAGAUGAACGAGAUUGAAGUCUGUCCUGAGUGCUACCUGUCUGCUUGCCAAAAGAGAGACAACUGGUUCUGUGAGCCUUGUAGUAACCCGCACCCUCUAGUGUGGGCCAAACUGAAAGGAUUUCCAUUCUGGCCUGCUAAAGCUCUGCGGGACAAAGACGGACAAGUGGAUGCUCGCUUUUUUGGACAGCAUGACAGGGCUUGGGUUCCUUUAAACAAUUGCUACCUCAUGUCCAAAGAGAUUCCCUUCUCUGUGAAGAAGACUAAGAGCAUCUUCAACAGUGCCAUGCAAGAGAUGGAGGUCUACGUGGAGAACAUGAGGAAGAAGUUUGGAGUGUUUAAUUAUGCCCCCUUCAGGACACCAUACACUCCUGACAACAACUUCCAGAUGCUGCUGGAUCCCUCCAACCCCUCAUCCGCCCCGAUCAAAUCUGAGAAACAGGAGAAGAUCAAACUGAGCUUUGAUAUGACGGCAUCACCCAAGAUCUCCUUAGCCAGGACCAUGUUGUCUGCUGCUGUGGUGGUGGGAGGUGGCACAGCAGGGCGACGGCUCCCCCUCGCUGACAUGCCUCGAUCUCCCAUGAGCACCAACUCCUCGGCCCAUACCGGUUCGGAUGCGGAGCAGGAGACAGCGGACAAGUCCCAGACAAAAGCUCCAAACAGCCAGUACAGUACCGGGGAAGAAUCUAUGGACUGUACAGCAUCCCCUGCCCAUCCUCGACCGUGUCCUGCAGGCACAUCCUUGGACAGCCCUAAACCAUUCCACUCCCCAGCUCCCAGUGUCAAGCAGGAGAAGACGCCGCCCCCAGGAAGCAUUCUGAACCUCAAUCUAGAUCGGAGUAAAGCAGAAAUGGACCUAAAGGAGCUCAGUGAAACGGUUCAGCAGAAACAAGGAGCCACACCGGUCCUCACCUCGCCAAAAAGACAGAUCAAGAGCCGUUUCCAGCUCAACUUGGACAAAACCAUAGAGAGUUGCAAGGCACAACUGGGAAUCGAUGAGAUCUCCGUUGAUGUGUAUAAAAGUGUGGAGCACAGUGACUCAGAAGACUCCGAUAAGUCUGACUCCAGUGACAGUGAGUACGCCAGUGAUGAGGAGCAAAAGACCAAGGACGGUCAGAAUACAGCCUCCAAUGACGAUACCCAGAAGGAGCCUACAAAAAGUAAAAGCAAAGACCAACCUUCUGCAAGCCAAGAUAAGGAGGGUAAAGCCGAUUCGUUCGAGGCAUCAGACACAACAGCAGGCGAUGCCAGUGCAACUGCAUCAGAUGCUCCGAAUAGAGAAAAAACGAGGGCAGAUUCUGAAAAAAAGAGCCCUGAGAAGACCAAAGCAACUCCACUAUCACCUCCUCUCAGGGAGAAGGUGCAGGCGAAGGAAGAAGCAAAACAGCCGGUGGAGGACUCUGACUCCGAGAGGGAGCUGGUUAUCGACCUCGGAGAGGAACAGGGAGGCAAGGACAGGAAGAGGAGCAGGAAAGACCACACAUCCAUUAGAGAGUCAUCUGCUGGUAAAGCCCUGACCCCAUCGACACCGUCUCAAAACAGCACAGCUCCCUCUACACCCUCCAGUGUUUCCACACAGUCACCCAUGGCCAUCCCUGUCACCAUGGUCUCCUUCACUGCUCCCUCUCCCGCAACCAUAAGCCUCGCGCCCGUGUCCAGUGCCACCGCAACACCCCCUUCUUCUUCCUCCUCCUCCUCCCCAGCCUCCAACACGCCUGCUUUGAAGAAACAGCGUCCUCUGCUGCCCAGAGAGUCGGUGCCGGUGGUGCAGAGAGCUGUGGUGUGGAAUCCCACCGCCAAAUUUCAGACCUCCUCGCAGAAGUGGCACAUGCAGAAGGUGCAGCGUCAGCAACAGAACCAGCAACCUGUGGCCACCAUGCAGAUAGAGGCGUCGUCUCCAAAGCAAGGCCAGGCUCAAGCACCGGCACAGGCCACAGGGAACGGCUCCACAGCAGUAUCAUCAUCUUCAUCAUCAUCAUCUUCAUCACCGAAGUCUUCACAAAGCACACGCUAUCAGACCAGACAGGCUGUUAAAGCUGUCCAACAAAAAGACUCUCCCCUCAGCACAUCCACAACGGCGGUCACCCUGGUUACCAGUAGUCCAGCUUCUGUUGCCAUGAUGGCAGCAUCAAGCUUAGGAACAGCUGCCACCUCUUCACCAGUCUCCACAGAUGUGUAUAUCCCAACUGCCUCAGCGGAUGUAGCUGCAGACAUUGCCAAGUACACAAAUAAAAUAAUGGAUGCAAUCAAAGGUACAAUGACUGAAAUCUACAAUGACCUUUCUAAGAGUACUUCAGGGAAUACAAUAGCAGAGAUAAGGAGACUAAGAAUCGAAAUAGAAAAAUUACAGUGGCUGCAUCAACAAGAGUUGUCAGAAAUGAAGCACAAUCUUGAGCUUACAAUGGCAGAAAUGAGGCAAAGUCUGGAACAGGAGAGAGAGCGUCUGGUGACUGAGGUGAAGAAACAGAUGGAGCAGGAGAAGCAGCAAGCAGUGGACGAGACGAAGAAGAAACAGUGGUGUGCUAACUGCAGGAAGGAGGCCAUCUUUUACUGCUGCUGGAACACCAGCUACUGUGAUUACCCCUGUCAGCAGGCCCACUGGCCCGAACACAUGAAGUCCUGCACGCAGUCAGCCACAGCCCCACAGCAAGAACCUGAGGCUGAGUCGACAGCAGAGCUCCCAAACAAAGGUUUAGGGCAGGCUGGCAGCGGCCCGAGCACUCUGAGAGAAACGCCGGUCUCCGCACCAUCAGACAAAGACUGUGACAUGGAAAAGGGCACUGACACCGUUGCUGUCACUUUGUCCUAAACGAGAUUUCAAUACUUGAAAAUGUAAAUGUGUGUAGAUAUUUCUUUUCCACUAUAAAGAUAUGUCGAUGUAAAUUUCUCUGUUCAAGCGACUGUUGAGGGUGCAAUCUUAAUUUCUUUUUGAUAUAUAAAUAUAUAUCUAUAUUUGUGUUUGCCUUUUAAGGCUCACAUAUCCCAGUGCACAGUGGUCCUUACAUUUUAAUUGUGGAAACAAGACAAGACUGAGAGCAGAUAGUUGUCAACCACUAAAGUGGGCAGUCUAAAAAAUGUAUACUGCACAUUCAUGCACUCCUUUACCGACUUUAGAGAGCUGUCAGCAUACAGACCUUAAGAGCAUGCCUGAGUGUCGCAAAACAUACACAUAGUGUCAAACUGCAAAAAUGUUACCCAUGCUAAUGGACAACCCAGAGUUAGAUUACACUGUUGACAGAAACGUCUGUACAUUUUUUAUUUUGUAUUCUAUGUUAAUUUAUUUGUUAUUCUAUUGUUGCCUGCUGUAAACUGCAAAGAAACUAACAAAUACAAACAUUUUAAACAA